This is a messenger RNA of Mus musculus (house mouse), 2322 nucleotides long. RefSeq names its product zinc finger protein 640 (gene Zfp640). Lineage: Eukaryota; Metazoa; Chordata; Mammalia; Rodentia; Muridae. The transcript is spliced from 5 exons. The record is from RefSeq and is a predicted model, not a curated record.
UGUGGCUGUGCAGGCUUGAAUGGUUCUCUGUGUCCUGCUCUGAGAUCUGCUGUCGGGUGCAUUGAGGGGACCUCAGGAAGCUCUGAGAUUUAGACAUGGAUGCAGUGACUUUUGACGAUGUGCAUGUGAACUUCACUAAAGAAGAAUGGAAUUUGCUGGAUCCUUCCCAGAUGAAUCUCUACAAAGAUGUUAUGUUGGAGACCUACUGGAACCUUACUUCUAUAGGUUACAAAUGGGAAGACCAUCACAUUGAAGAACCAUGUCAAAGUUCUCGAAGACAUACAAGUAGUCUCAGAUAUCAUAAAAGAACCCAUACUGGAGAGAAACCUUAUGAAUGUAAUCAUUGUGGUAAAGCCUUUGCAACACCCAGUCAUCUCCAAAGACAUAAAAGAACCCAUACUGGAGAGAAACCUUAUGAAUGUAAUCAAUGUGGUAAAGCCUUUUCCUCUCACAGUAAUCUCAAAUAUCAUAAAAGAACCCAUACUGGAGCAAAACCUUAUGAAUGUAAUCAAUGUGGUAAAGCCUUUGCAAGAUCUACUAGUCUUCAAUAUCAUAAAAGAACCCAUACUGGAGAGAAACCUUAUGAAUGUAAUCAAUGUGGUAAAGCCUUUUCCUGUCACAGUGGUCUCAGAUAUCAUAAAAGAACCCAUACUGGAGAGAAACCUUAUGAAUGUAAUCAAUGUGGUAAAGCCUUUGCUACAUCCAGUCAUCUACAAUGUCAUAAAAGAACCCAUACUGGAGAGAAACCUUAUGAAUGUAAUCAAUGUGGUAAAGCCUUUUCCUCUCACAGUAAUCUCAAAUAUCAUAAAAGAACCCAUACUGGAGCAAAACCUUAUGAAUGUAAUCAAUGUGGUAAAGCCUUUGCAAGAUCUACUACUCUUCAAUUUCAUAAAAGAACCCAUACUGGAGAGAAACCUUAUGAAUGUAAUCAAUGUGGUAAAGCCUUUUCCUGUCACAGUGGUCUCAUAUAUCAUAAAAGAACCCAUACUGGAGAGAAACCUUAUGAAUGUAAUCAAUGUGGGAAAGCCUUUUCCUGUCACAAUAGUCUCAGAUAUCACAAAAGAACCCAUACUGGAGAGAAACCUUAUGAAUGUAAUCAAUGUGGUAAAGCCUUUGUAGCAACUACUGCUCUCCAAAGACAUAAAAGAACCCAUACUGGAGAGAAACCUUAUGAAUGUAAUCAAUGUGGUAAAGCCUUUUCCUGUCACAGUAGUCUCAUAUAUCAUAAAAGAACACAUACUGGAGAGAAACCUUAUGAAUGUAAUCAAUGUGGUAAAGCCUUUGCAAGACCUGCUUAUCUCCAACAUCAUAAAAGAACCCAUACUGGAUAGAAACCUUAUGAAUGUAAUCAUUGUGGGAAAGCCUUUUCCUGUCACAAUAGUCUCAGAUAUCACAAAAGAACCCAUACUGGACAGAAACCUUAUGAAUGUAAUCAAUGUGGGAAAGCCUUUUCCUGUCACAAUAGUCUCAGAUAUCACAAAAGAACCCAUACUGGACAGAAACCUUAUGAAUAUAAUCAAUGUGGUAAAGCCUUUUCCUGUCACAGUGGUCUCAGAUAUCAUAAAAGAACCCAUACUGGAGAAAAACCUUAUGGAUGUAAUCAAUGUGGUAAAGCCUUUGCAAGACCUGCUUAUCUCCAUUGUCAUAAAAGAACCCAUACAGGAGAGAAACCUUAUGAAUGUAAUCAGUGUUGUAAAGCAUUUCAAGUCACAGUCAUCUGCAAUGACAUAAAAGAUCACAUACAAGAGAGAAACCUCAUGAAUGUUGUCAAUGCAGUAAAGCCUUUGCAUGUCAUAUUCUUCCCACGUACACAAAAUACAGCACACUGGGGAGAACCCUCAUUAUUGUAAUCACUGUGGUAAAAACCUUGGCAAUUUACUGUCAUCUGCAACUACUUAAAAGAACACAUUCAAAAAAGUAACUCUUUCCAUUUUUCCAGAGUACUAAUCCCUUGUGUGACACAGUCAUCACCCCAUACAUAAAAGAACACAUAUGGCAGAAAAACUGCAUGAAUAUAAUGAAUAAGGUAAUCCCUUUUGAGGCCAUAGUCAUCUCCAAAUACACGGAAAAACUGUGCAGGAGAGAAACCUUAUGAAUGUAAUUGAUAUGAGAAAACAUUUACAUAUCACAGUCAUUUCCAAGUACAUAAAUGAGCACAUAGUUGAGAGAAGCCCUGUGAUCGUAAUAAAAGUGUUAAAGCCUUUGCGUGUCACUGUACUCUCCAAAUACUUAAAGGAACACACGUUUUAGAGAAACCUUACAAAUGCAAUGAAUGUGGGAAAGUCUAUGCAUAUCACUAUAGUCCCCAAAGACAUAAAAGAA